Xylona heveae TC161 is the source of this 1056-nucleotide messenger RNA. RefSeq lists its product as hypothetical. The record is from RefSeq and is a predicted model, not a curated record. The transcript is spliced from 5 exons. NCBI's taxonomy places the organism in Eukaryota, Fungi, Ascomycota, Xylonomycetes, Xylonales, Xylonaceae. The coding region runs from base 1 to 708 and encodes 235 amino acids.
AUGACAAAUCGACCAGUUUACCACUGGUACAGAGUACUCGAUACUCGUCCGACUAAUCCGAUUAAUCGUCUCGGUGCUGCCAUUGAGGAACGAGGAGUGGCAUUCGGCAGUCAGUCGGAAAAACACCGCGAGCAGCUGAAAAGACCAAAAGCUGAAAAAACUACGCAGCCGCUCGGCCCAAGCCGCCGGAAAAGAAAAAACCAUUCCGGGAAAGGAACCGGGAAAAGAACAGGGAAGGUUUCAAAGGAACCAAAGAAGGAAAAAAAAGUGGAACAAAGUGGGACCGGAACAGAGGAACCAAAUCGUCAGGGCCUCGGGCGUUGUGGCAGCCUGCAGCCUGCAGCCUGGCAGGGUGGCUGUGUCGACGGUCAAGGGGUGUCAAGUACCGACCGUCGAACCAGCGAACAGCGCACAGCGAACAACGAACAACGAACCUUGGAACUCGAAAGAACCAGACGAAAGAAAAACAAGGGUAAGGCUGAAACGCACUACUGUGGUUCGGGUACUCAGACUACUCCGACUCCGGUAGACGUGCGAAGUGCAAAAACAGGCGAGCAGGGCGAGUUGCAAAGCCGAGUGGGCCGAGGACGGUACUCUGACGGUACUCUACUCUGUAAUGGCGGGACAACUACCGUAUUCAACAUUGGCCGUUCACCGUUCACUGUUGGCAGUUGGCGGUUCCAAGAUUUAGUGGAGUGGACUGGUUAGAUUGACAAGUGCCGAGUAGUCUGGUGGGUUGGUUGUCAAGUUACUCCGUAGAGGAUCGGCGGACUAGAAGAACGGGCGGAAAAAGACGUAAGAGAAAAAAGCGAGAGAAAGAGAAAGACAAAAAGAGGGAAGGAAGAGGAAGGUCAAGCAAAGUGGAUAGGAAGACGGUCCGUAUCGUCCGUAUCACUCAGUGUCAAUGGCAAUGGAGAUGCCGAGUGACGAGGGGCAUGCCAUGCCGGUGCCGGACCAGGAUGAGUGAACAUGGAUCCAAUCAAGUCACAAAAUAGAACAGACCUUGAGAAUGUACGAGUAAAUGUAAUGGUGGAAUGCAAUGGUGGAAUGUAAUGU